Molecule: messenger RNA, 1253 nt
Organism: Cyprinodon variegatus (sheepshead minnow)
Lineage: Eukaryota; Metazoa; Chordata; Actinopteri; Cyprinodontiformes; Cyprinodontidae
Gene: prr12
Product: proline rich 12
Exons: 5
Coding region: 166-606 (146 amino acids)
Source: RefSeq, a predicted model, not a curated record
AGGAGCACGGCCUCCAUGUUCUGCAGCUUCACCUCAGAUCUAAGGCUGAUAACUUUCAGCAGGUCAUGAAUGGAGGAAGCUGGCUAACAUGGAACUCACAUAUCCAUCCAUAAUCAUCCCAGAAAACAUCUGUUUUCAUGUUUAGAUGAGCUCUACCUUCCUCCCAUGAGGAAGAUCGACAGCUUGCUGAACGACCAGAAGAAGCUGCUGUUAAGAAGAAUCAGCAUGAGCGCACAGCAUCAGGAGGCUCUGCACACGUAUCCCAACAUGACAGCCGACCCUCUGGAGUCUGGAGCAGUGUGGGUCCAUCUGGGCGGGGAGGGUUACAGCCGUAAGACCCUCAGUCGGGUCAAGAAGAGUGUUGCUAAGCAACAGGAUAUGAAGCUCUCCAUGGAAACCUGCCGGAUCUACAGCCUGUACCAUUCUCUGCACCACUACAAGUAUCACACCUUCCUGCACUGCAAGAGGGAGGCGGGGAACGUGGAGCAGGCGGCGGAGGACCCGGGCCAGGAGGAGGUGGUGCAGCAAUGCAUGGCCAACCAGGCCUGGCUGGAGGACCUGUUCAGCUCCUUCGUGGAGCUGCUCAGCCUUAGUGCAAAGGCCUGAAGGAGGAGGAGGACCCAGACUGGAUGAGUUCUAUGACAGCUCACCACGCAAACAACCAGAGAACAUCAGUUAUCUAUGACUUUUCUAGGUGGAACGUGUUUUUAUGAGGAACGCCUCUUAAGAAACUCUUGAUUCUAAAGAAGGUUCUGACCAAUAGUGGAUGAAUAUGGUGGAACAGAAGAACUUUGAUCGACAUCCACGAAAUAUCUAUAAAGGUGUUUUAUUACAUCUGGAAUGUAAAAUGUAUACAGUCACAUUUUUAAUGUUUGUUCUUAUUUUUGAAGAAUACUUUAAAGAGAUGAAGGAAACUUUCCUGGUUUAUUGAUUGAAAUGAGGUUCUGCUGAACUCUGAUAUUUGUCCAAUCAUCAGGAUGGAGGACAAGCUGGAAAAGUGUUCUGAUCCAAACCAUGAUGUUUCUGUUUCUUUUCUAAAAGAUGGUUUAUUGACCCAACAUGAAGCACGUUUUUAAUUCCAAAAUCAAUAGAGAAGAAAAGAUGACCCGGCCUAAAUGUUUAAUGUUGGUCAUUUUUAUCUGUUUCUUGUUGAUUUUUCCUACGGUUCUGUAAAUACUGUACAGCGUUCCGUUCUCUAGUCGGCAGUUGCUCUUCUGUACAUGAAAUUUCUGUAUUUGACAAAAGGAAGUAAA